This is a messenger RNA of Musa acuminata AAA Group (dessert banana), 2397 nucleotides long. RefSeq lists its product as uncharacterized. The coding region runs from base 399 to 2108 and encodes 569 amino acids. The record is from RefSeq and is a predicted model, not a curated record. Gene Ontology annotation, cellular component: cortical microtubule. Lineage: Eukaryota; Viridiplantae; Streptophyta; Magnoliopsida; Zingiberales; Musaceae. The transcript is spliced from 4 exons. Gene Ontology annotation, biological process: cortical microtubule organization.
ACCAACAUAAAAGUUAGACGGGCCGCCUCCCGACUCCCGAGCUGAAAGCGCACCCUCGUCUAGCCCCUCUCCUCCUCACUCGGACAACGCAGCGACGCUGUGCCCCCUGCGCCUCCUCCUCUCCGUCACCAUCUGCCAGAUCCGAGCUAGCUCGCCGACCUCGACCCCUAGUCCUAUGGCGUCCUCACCAUUGCGGGGGCGCGGUCAAGGGAGCUAGGUUUCCGCAGCCACUGCGUCCCUUUUCUCUUAUUUGCUGCUCCCGUCGUCGCAUUCUUGUGCUGCUCCGUGUCCACCGUUUGCAUUCUUCCCAUUUGCGAGCUUGGUGUGGUGAUCUGCCCUAUUCUUUCUAAGUUUGACGAUUCCACCUUGGACGAGGUUGCUUCCUGGUGGGUGGAAAAAUGAAUCGGAGCUUUAGGGCAGGAGCAGCGACAGGGAGAACGGUGACGAAAGAGGCGGACGAGGAGCUCGCCCUCUUUCUCGAGAUGCGCAAGCUGGAGAAGGAGCGGAACAACCUUCUCCUGCACGGCGCCGGCGAGCUCGAUCCGCCUCUGGGUAAUGUCGUCAUUAGGUUUUCCUUUCUUGAAGAAAUGACCAGUUUUUGUUCCUUUUACCCUCUCUCGGCCGUCAGCUGCAGAUUCCUUGCUAGCAAUACGUUUACUUUGGCCGCUCUUUUCUAUGUUUCCUGCAUUGUAGGGGCUAAACCUGGGACUGCUCCCAUAUUCAAGAUCGCCUCAUCAGCACCGGCGCGCAAGGCUGGAAUCGAUGACUUUCUGAAUUCGGACAGUGAAAAGAAUGACUAUGACUGGCUUCUUACGCCACCAGGUACUCCACUUUUUCCAUCUCUAGAUACUGAAUCUAAAAGAUCUCCUGUUGGCAGCACUGGGACUCCAAAAGCUCGCCCCACGGUGCUGAAAUCUAGGUUAGCAAAUUCUCCAGAUCCUUCAAGGAGCACACUGGCACCAAGGCAACCAGCAUCAUCAUCUGGCUUGAACUCUGCGAUUGGAACCCGCAGACCAUCAUCAUCUGGUGGUCCUACUCAUAGUUCAUCUAGACCUGCAACUCCAACCGGACGUUCAACGUUACCUGCUGCUUCAAAACCAACAAGACCUUCCACUCCCCCUUCUCGAACUACUUUGCCGUCAAAGUCAUUGGCUCCACCACGAUCGUCAACACCUGUUAGAUCUUCCACGCCGACAUCUAGGCCAUCAGUGCCGGUAGUCAGCAAGCCUUCAUCAAGGUCAGCUACCCCUACAAGACGACCUUCUGUGCCAUCUACUGUAUCAUCCAGUUCUGCUCCAUCAAGUAGAUCAUCUUCUGUCACGAAGUCAGGUCCAACAAUAUCUAAAAGUUCAGUGCCGCCACAUGGAAGCUCUCCAACCAUAAAACCUAGACCAUUGAAACCCACAGACAUCCCUGGUUUUUCUCUGGAUGCACCCCCAAAUUUAAGGACAACAUUGCCUGAGAGACCCUCCUCAGCUUCUCGGGGUAGACCUGGAGCUCCCAGCAGUCGAUCAUCUUCUGUUGAGCCUGGGCCAAACAUCCGUCCAAGGAGACAGUCUUGCUCUCCAUCCAGAGGGAGGGUUCCAAACGGUAAUGUUCAUAAAGGCAGUUCCAUUCCACCAUCAAGCAGACCACAAGCAAGUGGCAGUGACAAUGUGAACCCUGUUAUAAUUGGAAAUAAGAUGGUUGAACGCAUAGUGAACAUGAGAAGACUUGCACCUCCGAAGCAAGAUGAACAACGAUCAAGCCAUAAUAACUUCUCUGGCAAGUCUUCUCUUUCACCAGAUGGUGCUGGUUUUGGGAGGACUCUGUCAAAGAAAUCACUGGACAUGGCGUUGAGGCACAUGGAUAUCAGGCGGAGUGUUCCUAACAGUUUGAGGCCAUUGAUGGCAAACAUUCCAGCAUCAUCCGUCUAUAGUGUGAGGUCAGGAGCCACCAGAAGCAGAACAGUCAGUGUUUCGGACUCUCCUCUGGCCACAAGCAGCACAGUCAGUUCUGAACAAAGUGUCAAUAAUAACAUGCUCGGUCUCGAUGGAAGUGAAAUCGAAGAUGAGAUUACUAGUGAUAAAAGGGGCAGGUGCCCUCCUGCUGUCCCCUACACCAGAUGACUAAACGGAAAAGUUACAUUCUGACUAAUUAUGUGGAAUCUAAGGUGAGUGCUUUUAGUCUCUCCUAUGAAUUGUUACUGGAGUAGCCGAGGAAUGCCUAUUUUUUGGCCCGACCUGAUAAUAUUAGUACUUCCAAUUUGAUCUGUCCGGAUUGCUUGUUGGUGGCAUUAUGGUACAAAUGUAUUAAUCAUCUGAGUCUCUUCUACAUGUGGAAGUAGGUAUUCAAUGAAUUGUAUGAUCUGUUACCACACAUUUCCAAGACCAAUGCAGAUUGCUAAGCUUCCUAUUA